Lycium barbarum (goji berry) is the source of this 1039-nucleotide messenger RNA. RefSeq names its product AP-4 complex subunit sigma. Gene Ontology annotation, cellular component: intracellular membrane-bounded organelle. The record is from RefSeq and is a predicted model, not a curated record. Bases 162 to 815 code for a protein of 217 amino acids. Gene Ontology annotation, biological process: protein transport; vesicle-mediated transport. Lineage: Eukaryota; Viridiplantae; Streptophyta; Magnoliopsida; Solanales; Solanaceae. The transcript has 5 exons.
GUAAAAUAGGAGGAGGAAAGAAAAAACUGUAGUUAGAUUAAAUCCUAAACAAAACCUAACCACAUCGAAGGCUCGUCCUCAGAACAAGGAUAAGUUGAUUUUAAGUGAAAGAAGAAGCAUAUUUGAUUCAUUCAUAAUUUCAUAUUGGGAUCAGGUAAGUGAUGGGGAUCAGAUUCAUACUAAUGGUGAACAAGCAAGGACAAACACGUCUUGCACAGUAUUAUGAAUACCUAACCAUUGAUGAAAGACGUGCCCUUGAGGGUGAAAUUGUUCGCAAAUGCCUUGCCCGCAACGAACAACAGUGUUCGUUCGUGGAGCAUCGUAACUACAAAAUUGUGUACAGGCGAUAUGCAUCGCUCUUUUUCCUAGUUGGAGUUGAUAAUGAAGAAGCAAGUGGAACUCGAGGUGGGAUAGUAAUGAUGUGGGAUAGCAGAAUAUGGAACGGGAAAUUACAUGUACAGGAAUGCACUCUAACCAGUUAUUUCAUGGCAAUGACUCAAGAUUUUCGCUGGCACCUAUCUGGGGUAUAUGGACCAAACAGCAAAAAAGAAGGGCAAGAUAUGUGGGAAGAAACUUACGCAGCUAGAGGCUUCUAUGGCGAUCUCUGCGUGAAUGAACUAGCUAUUUUGGAAUUCAUUCACCUCUUGGUAGAAACCAUGGAUCGUCAUUUUGGCAAUGUGUGCGAGCUAGAUAUCAUGUUUCAUCUUGAGAAAGCACACUUUAUGCUGGAGGAGAUGGUGAUGAAUGGGUGUAUUGUCGAGACAAGCAAGGCGAAUAUUCUGACUCCAAUUCAACUGAUGGACAAAGCAUCAUAAGUAAUCCACUCUUACGCGCUAAAGGUUUCGAAGCAUCAUGAGAUUCACGACCCUUUCGUUUCGUGAAGUGUCCCUUCUUGUUGUUUGUAUGAGUAAAACAAUCUUUAUUUCCGUUACAAUGCUAAGCAUCUAUUUUGACAAUAUAUAAGGACAAAGUGCUUUGGUUUCUAUACUUGUUGGACAUGGAGUUCUUGAUAGUAUGCUGCUGGCUGUUGUUGUUGUUG